Zymoseptoria tritici IPO323 is the source of this 666-nucleotide messenger RNA. RefSeq lists its product as uncharacterized. The record is from RefSeq and is a predicted model, not a curated record. The transcript has a single exon. The coding region runs from base 1 to 666 and encodes 221 amino acids. Lineage: Eukaryota; Fungi; Ascomycota; Dothideomycetes; Mycosphaerellales; Mycosphaerellaceae.
AUGGUCGAAGUAAGAAGUUACAGACUGCCUCCAACAAAAUUGGUGCCAAACUCCCCACGACCUCUGCUCCACUACCCUGGACUGCUGCAGAGAGAAACUCCCGCAGACAUCCACAAUCUCUUGAAGUCCAACGGGUGGCAAACGCAAUGGAUAUUCCGUUAUGGAGCCACUCAGGACUCUCAUUACCACUCCGCCGCCCAUGAGGCGAUGGUAGUCCUGUCCGGCACAGCCAUCGUCCGCUUCGGGGUCGCAGAUACAGUGGCCGAUUUGGAACAAAACACCCACGGCGACGGCAAAGAACCAGGGGGAAUCGAGAUCAAAGCAAAUACAGGCGACGUCUUCGUCCUCCCAGCCGGACUGGCGCACAAGACUUUCGACACUUUUCCAACGGAGUCAUUCCGAUUACUCACACCCGGUGAGGCAAAAGGUAUCGCAGCCGAGGACGUUGGCAAGGCAUUGAACGAGAUCCAGCUCUCAGGCUUCACGAUGCUGGGAGCGUAUCCACAAGGCAGCAAGUGGGACUUUGAAAGAGGUGCUGAAGAUCACGGCCAGUUUGAAAAGAGCUGGAGUGUGCCGAGACCUGCGAGGGAUCCCGUUCUGGGUGAUGCGGUGGAAGGAAUCUGUGGGCAGUGGAACGAUGCCUCGGUGUUCAAGGGAAGGCUUUGA